AUGUCACGACAUCGCGCCGUUCGUAAUCUAGAUCUCGACGAGGAACUGGCUGAAGACGACUACUAUGAUGAGGAUCCGUACGACAACCUUUCGCCAGAGGAUCACGAUGCUAUGAUGGAAGCAUACGCUCAGACUCUCGAAGUGAUCGGCCCUACCGUAUCCAACGGCUUUACAGAACGUGAGAUCAAGGACGUUCUCUGGGACGCCUACUUUGACGUCGACUCGGCAGUCACACAGCUCGUCGAGGAAAAGAGCCGAAGAGAAGCAAAAGCAGAAAAAGAUCGUCAGAAACAAGAAAGCGGCGAGAUGCAGAUGAAUGACGAAGACGAGCCGACAAUAAAGGCUUUCAAGCAGUUGUCCUUGCAGAGAGACCGGCGUGCCGAGAUCCGCGCUGGUCGAGGAAUGCCCCAAGGCAAGGCGCAAGGCCUUCGUGGCCUAGCUACGGGCGGUCGUGCUGGCAUGGCAAAACGGAAUCUUGCAGGUCUGGCCCCCAACUUUGUCCAAGACUCUCAAUCAUCGUCGCUCCCAUCGUCGAAUGCCCCUCCCGCGCCCUCGAAGGCUGUGUCCAAGCUCUCGGCUUUAGCAGCUCGGUCGAGUGCGAAGCGUUCAGCAGACAAUGUUCCUCUGCAUGCUGGCACUCGAGAACGACCAUUAUCACCUGCUUCCACUUCGUCACCAUCUGGCCAUUCUCCAAGCGCUACGCCUGCGCCUGUCUCUGCUUCUACAGCUUCCUCCGGUCGCACAAGUAAGCUCGCUGCUUUAGCUGCGGCGCGGACUGGAACCGGUGUAUCUGCAGCAAACGUUAUUGUACCACCUGCUUUGCAGACAAGCGGCUCAUCAAUCGGAGCAUCAGAUGCGCCAGCUAAGCCUCUCUCCAAGCUGCAACAGCGCAUGCUCGCUAACAAGCAACAGCGUCAGGCUGCGACGCCAGAAGCGAAGGAAGCAGCAGCGACGCAGGCGGCAGAGGAAGAAGCUCGAUCUCGUCCACAGACCUGUUUUGGAUCCGACUUGCCCAUCUCGUCCCUCUUCCCUGCCCCGGAUCACGCUCAGGAAUCGAAAACCCCGUCUGCGAUUGGUUUAGUGUCCGUCAGCGCGAUAGCUGGCUCGUCCAAGGAUGCAGUUGAUCAGCUGGUUGCCCCACUAUCGCUUCUCAGGAGGGUACCCGGAAGAUCGCCGUUCACUCUCUACGUUCAAGGCGCAGAUGAGGGAUCUGGGCUUGAGAUCGAGACGGUCAAGAAGGCAUUUGCUGGCCCAAGUCCGGACGAUAUCGUGAUGCAAGCACGAGAAGCCGCCAAGAAAGCAGCAGCAGCAAAUGCAUCAGCUCCAGCAUCUGGCACCUCGACACCACUGCAUCGAAAAGCAGCGGUCAGUCAGGCUGCCAAAGCAGCAGGUGGAAAGCCAGUCGGAACAACGGUGAGCCAACUUCGAAACGAGAUCGAAUCGCUCGAGAUUCAUGGGGGCUCCAGCAGCAAGGCUGCCUCAUCUGCAGGAUCAGCUGCACCAAGUGCGGUUUCGACGCCGAUGGGGAUUGCACACGAACGCAUCAUAGAAGAGUAUCGCAAGCGCGAGCGGGAAGGCAAGGCCGAGCUCAGCUUGGUGGUAGUAGGCCACGUCGAUGCGGGAAAGUCGACACUGAUGGGUCGCAUGCUGUUGGAGCUCGGCUCGCUGUCUCAACGCGAAUACUCGACCAACGAGAGGGCAUCUCAAAAGAUCGGCAAAGGCAGCUUUGCAUACGCCUGGGCGCUUGACUCUUCCGAAGAAGAACGCGAACGUGGCGUCACCAUCGACAUUGCGCAAGACCACUUUUCAACCCAACAUCGCACUUUCACGCUCCUCGAUGCUCCUGGACAUCGCGACUUUAUUCCCAACAUGAUCUCUGGUGCAGCGCAGGCGGAUUCGGCGCUACUAGUGGUCGACUCGAUCCAAGGCGCCUUUGAAGCUGGAUUUGGGCCAAAUGGUCAGACGCGGGAGCAUGCGCUGUUGGUACGCAGCCUGGGCGUCCAACAGCUCGUGGUGGUCGUCAACAAGCUCGAUGCGGUUGGAUACAGCCAAGAGCGAUACGACGAAAUUGUCGGCAAGGUCAAGCCGUUCUUGAUGUCGUGCGGGUUCGAUGCGGCUAAGUUGAGGUUUGUGCCUUGCGGUGGUUCCGUUGGCGAGAACCUGGCGGUGAGGGAGAGGGGAGGUGCAUUGUCGGCUUGGUAUAGCGGACCUACACUGGUCGAGCUUCUGGAUGAACUUGAGCCGCCAGCACGGCAGCUGGAUUCGCCGCUCCGAUUACCGGUGACGAAUGUGUUCAAGGGCCAGACGGCGAUCGCGUCAGGCGUAGCUGUCUCUGGACGAGUGGUGUCUGGCAUCGUACAGAUUGGUGAUCGUGUCCGGCCUGUACCAGGAGACGAGUCGGGCAUUGUACGAGCGAUCGAAGUCGACACCGAAUCGGUACCUUGGGCGGUGGCAGGAGCCAAUGCCACUGUGUACCUCUCCGGUAUCGAUCAGAUUCAGAUCUCGGUGGGAGCGGUGCUCUGCUCACCCUCGGCGCCCAUCGCUCUUUGCAGCUCGUUCCUCGCUCAAAUUCUCGUGUUCGAGCCCACGUACCCGCUCGUCGCCGGGACCAGCAUCGAACUCUUUCACCACAGCGCCAACAUCGCGGCUACGCUGACGGAACUCGUCUCAAUACUUGAUAAGACCACGGGUAGCGUCACAAAGGCCAAACCAAGAGUGCUGACAAAGGGGUGCACGGCCAUGGUCAAGGUGACAGUCAAGGCGGGUGGUCAAGCAGGCCAGAGUAGUGGGAUCCCGCUGGAAGAUGCCAAGACCAACAAGGAGAUGGCGAGGGUGUUGAUGCGCAUGAACGGUGAAACGGUCGCAGCGGGAAUUGUGGUUGAAGCUCAGAAUUGUUGA
This is a messenger RNA of Mycosarcoma maydis (corn smut), 2898 nucleotides long. RefSeq lists its product as uncharacterized. NCBI's taxonomy places the organism in Eukaryota, Fungi, Basidiomycota, Ustilaginomycetes, Ustilaginales. Gene Ontology annotation, molecular function: GTP binding; GTPase activity. Gene Ontology annotation, biological process: translation. The record is from RefSeq and is a predicted model, not a curated record. Bases 1 to 2898 code for a protein of 965 amino acids. The transcript is spliced from 4 exons.